AUGGGCAUCUUGCUUAAACAGCCUGAAGGGACGGCCGGGAAAGCAUGGCCCUCCAUCUUGAUCAGUGGAUUUGUUGCCUUUGGUGGUAUUCUAUUCGGCUAUGAUACCGGCACAAUCAGUGGUAUUUUGGCCAUGCCCUACUGGGACAGGACAUUUUCCACCGGCUACAGAGAUGCCGACGGCAUUUUAACCAUCACUUCCAGCCAGUCUUCCGCAAUUGUCUCUAUUCUAUCUGCGGGAACCUUUUUCGGGGCCUUGGGUGCUGCUCCUAUGGGAGACUUCAUUGGCCGGCGUAUGGGACUAAUUGCUUCCACCGGCGUCUUUACUCUGGGAGUCAUUUUGCAGACUGCGGCAACAGCAAUCCCCCUUUUCCUAGCGGGACGCUUCUUUGCUGGCUUUGGUGUUGGUUUGGUCUCCGCCUUGAUCCCCCUUUAUCAGUCUGAGACGGCCCCGAAAUGGAUCCGUGGCUUUAUCGUCGGCUCCUAUCAAUUUGCCAUUACCGUCGGUCUGUUGCUGGCGUCGGUUGUUAAUAACGCCACUCAUGGCAAUAAUGACACUAGCUCUUACCGUAUCCCCAUUGCCGUUCAAUUCGCUUGGGCCAUCGUCCUGGUGGUUGGCAUGCUGAUCCUCCCGGAAACGCCUCGCUACAUGAUCAAGAGAGAUAACCACGACGCUGCGAUCCGAAACCUAGCUAAACUCAGACGUCUCUCGCCAGACCAUCCAGCCGUGCUCGAGGAACUCGCUGAAAUCCAGGCCAACCACGACUUUGAAAUGAGCGUUGGCAGUGCCACCUACUUGGAUUGUUUCCGAGGUAGUCUGGGAAAGCGGCUUCUAACUGGAUGUCUUCUCCAAGGGCUUCAGCAAUUAACGGGCAUCAACUUCAUUUUCUAUUACGGCACACAAUUCUUCAAGAAUUCUGGAUUCCAAAAUGAGUUUGUCAUUAGCUUGAUUACCAGCUGUGUCAACGUCGGUUCUACAAUUCCAGGUCUUUAUGCCAUCGACAAAUGGGGGAGACGUCCAGUCUUGCUCUACGGUGCCAUUGGCAUGACUGUGUCCCAACUUCUCGUUGCAGUGCUAGGAACAACUACCACCAGCCAGGAUGCGCUUGGAAAUAUCAUUGUUCACAACGUAAUGGCACAGAAAGCGGCCAUAGCUUUCAUUUGCAUCUAUAUCUUCUUUUUUGCUGCUUCUUGGGGUCCAAUUGCUUGGGUUGUUACCGGAGAAAUCUUCCCCCUGAAGACCCGAGCCAAGUCUCUCUCUAUGACCACCGCCACAAAUUGGCUGCUCAACUGGGCACUCAGCUUCUCUACUCCGUAUUUGGUUAACUACGGGCCCGGUAAUGCAAACUUGCAAUCUAAGAUUUUCUUUAUCUGGUUUGGCUGCUGCUUCCUCUGCAUUACUUUCGUAUAUUUCCUGAUCUAUGAGACCAAGGGAUUGACCUUGGAGGAAGUCGAUCAACUCUACAAUGAAGUUAGCUCCGCUAGAAAGAGUAUUCAUUGGAAACCAACCAUUACUUGGACCGAAAAGAAAGAGAAAAAAGCCGACGUUGCAGAGCAGGAACACCUCGAAGAGCGUAGCGAACAAGCUUGA
Messenger RNA from Talaromyces proteolyticus, 1590 nucleotides. RefSeq names its product putative MFS monosaccharide transporter. Gene Ontology annotation, biological process: transmembrane transport; carbohydrate transport. Lineage: Eukaryota; Fungi; Ascomycota; Eurotiomycetes; Eurotiales; Trichocomaceae. Gene Ontology annotation, molecular function: carbohydrate:proton symporter activity. Gene Ontology annotation, cellular component: membrane. The record is from RefSeq and is a predicted model, not a curated record. The transcript is spliced from 4 exons. Bases 1 to 1590 code for a protein of 529 amino acids.